This is a messenger RNA of Camellia sinensis, 1098 nucleotides long. Lineage: Eukaryota; Viridiplantae; Streptophyta; Magnoliopsida; Ericales; Theaceae. The record is from RefSeq and is a predicted model, not a curated record.
AUGGCUGAAAAUGAGGUGUUCCAUCUACUAGCCAACUUUGUUGCACACUUCCUCCAACAAGAGGUGAAUUUAUUGAGCGGAGUUCGGGGAGAGAUUGAAUACAUCAGAGAUGACUUCGAGCGCAUGUCCACUUUCCUCGGUGUUGCUGAUGCUAAGGAAGAAAAUGUCCAAGAACUCAAAGUUUGGGUCAAACUAGUCCGUAAUGCUGCUUAUGGCACUGAAGAUGUUAUUGACAAAUUCAAGCUUCACCUUGCACAUCAUCAUGACAAUGGAUUCCGUGGAUUUCUUCGUAAGAUUCCCCGCUUCAUCAAGACUUUAAAAGCUCACCACCAAAUUGCUUCUGAGGUACUAAGGAUCAAGUCCAAGGCCGUCAGAGAUACCAAGAUAGAUAUGGUAUACCAGAAGGCUCAAGGUCCACUAUUGUUAAUAAUUCAUGGAUUAGGCAAAACAACCCUGGUCAAAAAAGUCAACGAUAAUGAAACGGUGAAGAAACAUUUUAACAGCCAUGCUUGGCUCACUGUUUCCGAGUCAAUCAACAUUGCGGAUCUCAUGAAGGACAUGAUUCAACAACUCUUCACUGAAAUCCUGCAACCAGUCCCUUCUGACGUUGAAACAAUGAGCAUUAACAGGUUGAAAGGAAUGGUUAAAGAUUUUCUGCAACAAAGGAGGUAUGUGGUUGUUUUCGAUGAUGUUUGGAAAGUUGGUGUUUGGGAUGCUGUCAAAUCUGUGCUGCCUGACAACAAUUGUGGCAGUUGUGUCAUUCUUUUAACUUGUUUAUCUGAUAUAGCUUCUAGUACCUAUUGCAAUGAAACUGAUGGUAAUGUCUACACCUUGAUGCCCUUGUCCACAGAGGAGUCUUGGAUGCUUUUUUGCAACAAGACUUUUCGAGGGAACUUAUGCUCUCCACACUUGAAGGAAAUUUCCCAUAAAUUCCUUAAAAUUUUUAAUGGAUUGCCGCUUGCAAUUGUUGUGAUAAGUGGUGCUUUGGCUAUAAAGGACCAGAGUAGAAUAGACGAAUGGGAAAUGAUAUAUCGCAACGCUGAAUUAGAUUUAGAGGGCAAUGACAGACUAGAGAGCAUGCAAAAAGCACUCUCUUAG